AUGGACCAGGCCAUGUUGGACAACUCCGACUCUCAUCGCAGGCGGCAGCCAUUGGCCGAUGCGUCUAGCAGAAUUAAUUACACUAAAGCUUCCAAUGUUGAGACGCCUCGUGUGCGUAUUGAGAACCUGGACCAGCUCAAGACUCUAGACUGUACGUCCGUCAGUGCGAGCCCAACUCCCCAAGGAAACAAAGAGAACCAACGGCUAUCUGUAGCCACGGAUUUCCAGUCCGAGUCUGCCCGGAAUUCGGUCGUAUCGGCUGCAUCAAUCCUGUCCAACAAGGGCAAGAGAAAGACUCAUGUUGGACCAUGGCAACUGGGACGAACCUUGGGCAAAGGUGCCACUGGGCGUGUGCGCCUCGCCAAGCAUGCCCUGACAGGACAGACUGCUGCUAUCAAGAUUGUGUCCAAGAAGUCUGCGGCCAUGGUACAGAGCGAAAGUAUUGCAGCAAUGGACCGGACUGCCAGCACCUUUACUGGAUCCUCGAACACACGACAGAUGCCUUGCGGUAUUGAGCGAGAAGUGGUAAUCAUGAAAUUGAUUGAACAUCCUAAUGUGAUCAGCUUGUAUGACGUUUGGGAGAAUCGUGGAGAGCUGUAUCUUGUGCUGGAGUAUGUGGAAGGUGGCGAGCUUUUCGAUUAUGUCUCCAACCAUGGACCUCUGCCGGAAGAAGAGGCCGUGCGUCUGUUUCGCCAAAUCAUUGCUGGGCUUGGGUACUGCCAUCGAUUCAAUAUUUGCCAUCGAGAUUUGAAACCUGAGAACAUCCUUCUCGACGGGAAUCACAAUGUCAAGCUCGCCGAUUUCGGUAUGGCUGCGCUCCAGCCAGUGGGACAAUGGCUGAAUACUUCAUGCGGAAGUCCCCACUACGCAGCACCAGAGAUUAUCUACGGACGCAAAUAUCGUGGUGACAGGGCUGAUAUGUGGAGUUGUGGAAUUAUCCUGUUCGCUUUGUUGACAGGUUAUCUUCCUUUUGAUGGUGGUGACCUUGCGAAAACCCUGCGACUAGUCAAGAAGGGUGAAUAUAUGAUCCCUCCUGAGCUGAGUGACGAGGCUGCUCACCUCAUUCAAUGGAUUCUGCAAAAGCGCCCUGAGGAUCGUAUCACGAUGCAGCAAAUUUGGGAGCAUCCACUGCUCACCAAGUACGAGAAGCUUCACAAUGCGAUGGCCGACUACUACAUUGGCCCCCCUCCCCCAUUGUCCAUCAAGGAUUGUGGAGAGCCAGUAACUUCUCGUCAAGAUGUGGACUUUGACAUUCUGCGGAACCUUCAGACAUUGUGGCAUGAUGUGAAGCCUGAUGCUUUGAUUGAUCGACUGAUGUCUCUGGAACCAACCCACGAGCGUAUGUUCUACAAUGCUCUGGCAAAGUUCCGAGAUGAGCAACUUGAAAACUAUCAAGGGCAACCAUUGGAGUACUCAGCCAGUGAUUACCACCACAUCUCUCGGCCUGGCGACAGGGUCCGUCGGGGACGGAGCUCCUCUAAGAGACGAUCUCAAGUCUCCCUGGUCAGGGAUCUUCACCGUCGGAUGAGUUCGACAAAGGAACCCAAGUCUAGUGCAAGCAUCGAGAGCUACGACCCUUACAGAUCACCAAAGACCAGAACUUCGGCGAAGGAGGCGCAGUAUUCACAAAUCACAAUCCACAAAGCCCCUGAGAUUCCAGAGUGUGGGGAAGUCUCUCCAGUUGUGAAACCUCCGCCUUCCAUCGUCGAGGAGGAAGAGCCAGAGGAUAAUCGAGAUGCAGGCGGCUCACCGUUUACUGUCCUUCAGAAGCGGAAGCACAAGCCAAGCUCGAUGAGGUCCUUCCAGUCAUCCAAAGUGCACAACUCUAGCUCAAAAUACCCUGGCUUGUCCACUCGCUCGACCAGCUAUCGACGUAAUGUUUCAUUCCAGCACGUACGCAACAGAUCCCAGGGCUCUACCAAGCCAAAGCGAAGAAGAACUGGCACAAAUCAGCACUCUGAUCUCAAGCGUUCUCCCAGUGCAGCCAGCCUUCAAAUGAUUGCAGAUGGACUUGUUGUGCCGGAAAUCCCAAGCAGCCCUCCUCUUCCAGCGCAGCCAACUGUUGUCCGGCCCAGCGGUGCCAAGGCUAAGAGCCUAUCACGCGAGAGAAAGGCUUACCAGUCUGACAUUAUCUGGACAGAAGAUGCUCGCAAGGUAUCGAAUGAGCUUAGCAAGAUUUGCGAGGAAGCAUUCAAUGGUAGCUCUCUUACGACCAUGCGUGUUUCCAGCUCUGCAACAGGGUAUGAAACACCUGCAACCCCAGUAUCGGCUUCGAGUCCGAAGCAGAGACCGACAAUUCCAGUGAUUCAACCAUUGGCGACUCCAAAGGGAGCGCCAACUGAGUCGGGCCGUUCAUACAGCAUCCAAGAGCUCACCGAGACCCGUCGGAAACUAGUUGAACACAGCAAAGGUGGCAGUGACACCAUCCCAGCAUAUCUGUCUGGUGUUAUUGGACACCUUGAUCGCUUGAUCGAAGAGGAUCAGAGCCAUGAUCAAUCACGGCGUAAUAUGGAGGAAAGCACGUCGACCCUCGUGGAUCCUUUCUACGGGGGAACUGAAGAUACAUCCCUCCCAGUGAUUAAUGAAGAAUUUGCAAGCCCGAUCCGCGCUCCGAGCGAGUACAGUCCGAUGCCCAAGCUGCAGAAGAAGAGAGGACCGCCUGCUGCAAAGGCCCGUGCUAAUGAUGCCAAACAAACCAUUCGAAUGGUUCCACACAGCUCACUAAGAUCGCUUGAAGAAGUCAAACCAUUGAUGAUUCGCAAGAAAGUCCAGAUCACUGAUUCGGACGCCGUCAAUAGCGAUUCUGCGGAGGCCACACGGAACUUCUCUCAGAGCUCUCGUCAGAGUCGCCAUCCUGGUGGACUGGACCCAAUUGAGGAAGUCCCGGUCUCUCCAAAGAAAACGACAGACAGCAAGAAGUGGUCAUGGUUCAAGCAUCGACCACAGGUCUCCGAAAACCCACUAUCCCUACCGGUCAAGGACUUCAAGCCCAUCAAUCCAUACAAUGGAACAGCGAUUGUGAAUCCUCCCCAGGACCUUUCCCAGCCAGAGACCGUAUUGCCUAUCAAGGUUCCUCUUGAACAGAAAGUCCCAACUCGCAAAUCAUCCAUGGAACGCUUUGGCGGUGGCUUCCUGAAAAAGCUUAUGCCGAAGAAGUCAAAUAAGUCCCUGUCCCAACCAGAGACGGACCUUGAAAAGCCGAAGGCCCGAAAUUCUGCAAUGCUCUGCAACGGACUCCCGGAUACGGAAAGCUCGUUCGACUCCGUCAGCGCCCUGAAUCCUCCUCGAAACAAGCGACUCUCGCUUGCAAAUCAGAACUGGUUUGCCCGCGUCUUCCAGAUCAAGCCAGCAUCUCGAGUGAUUGCCCUUAACACGUCCAAAGUUAAGGGCCGCAAAGAACUGUACAAGAUGUUGCGUGAGUGGAAGGAGUAUGGUAUGGAGAACGUAUACAUGGACAAGACUAACAGUGUUGUUCACGGCCGCGUCAGCGAAGUCAACUUUCUCCGCCUCAGGGAGGUCGAGUUCAUCGCCGAGUUCUAUACUGUACUUGAGCAUGGCCGCCAAGCCAAUCUGAGCCUUGUCCGAUUCAAGCAGGAACGUGGCGCCGCCUCUUCCUUCAACAAGGUGGUCGACACUGUUCACAUGAUGUUGCAGAACCGUGGCUUGGUUGUCGAGGAUCCUGUCCGAGCAAAGAAGAUGGCUCGCAUUCUGGACACUGUCCCCAGCUCACCGUGA
Penicillium subrubescens is the source of this 3735-nucleotide messenger RNA. RefSeq names its product serine/threonine-protein kinase. Gene Ontology annotation, cellular component: cytoplasm. Gene Ontology annotation, molecular function: ATP binding; protein serine/threonine kinase activity. The coding region runs from base 1 to 3735 and encodes 1244 amino acids. The record is from RefSeq and is a predicted model, not a curated record. The transcript has 5 exons. Gene Ontology annotation, biological process: protein phosphorylation; intracellular signal transduction. Lineage: Eukaryota; Fungi; Ascomycota; Eurotiomycetes; Eurotiales; Aspergillaceae.